AUGAUAAUGAAGAACAUGACAGAAGUAACACAGUUUCUCCUCACAGGACUCACCGAUGCCCAAGGCCUUCAGCUUCCCCUCUUUAUCACCUUCCUCAUCAUCUACACCUUCACCUUGGUGGGAAACUUGGGAAUGUUCCUGUUGAUUCUCUUGGACUCUCGGCUUCACACUCCCAUGUAUUUUUUCCUGGGUAAUCUUUCUCUUGUUGAUCUUGGUUACUCUUCAGCUAUCACUCCCAAAGUCAUGGCUGGGCUCCUAGUAGGAGACAAGAUCAUGUCUUACAAUGACUGUGCUGCUCAGAUGUUUUCUUUUGCAGCUUUUGCUACUGUGGAAAAUUAUCUGUUGGCCUCAAUGGCCUAUGAUCGCUAUGCAGCAGUGUGCAAGCCCCUACACUAUGCCAGUAACAUGACUACAGGUUUUUGUAUAAGGCUGAUUGCAGGGUGCUAUGCCUGUGGCUUUUUGAGUGCCUGUAUCUAUACUGGAAACACACUCAGUCUCUCCUUUUGUAGUUCCCGUGUGAUUCAUCAUUUUUUCUGUGAUAUGCCUGCAGUCAUGGCUCUCUCUUGCUCUGAUAGACAUAUUAAUGAGUUGGUUCUUAUUUGUCUAGCCAGCUUCACUAUCUUUUUUGCUCUCACAAUAAUAUUAGUAUCCUACACUAUAAUUAUUAUAACGAUAUUAAAGAUGCAUUCAGGAGCAGGGUAUCGGAAGGCUCUUUCCACCUGUGCCUCCCACUUCACUGCAGUUUUUAUUUUCUAUGGAACUAUCAUCUUCAUGUAUUUGCAGCCCAGCUCUAAGCAUGCAAUGGACACUGACAAAAUUGUAUCUGUGUUCUACACCAUGAUCAUCCCUAUGCUGAAUCCUCUAGUUUACAGCUUGAGAAACAAAGAGGUCAAGAGUGCAUUCAUAAAAAUGUUUCUAAAGGAAAAAUAA
Messenger RNA from Alexandromys fortis (reed vole), 930 nucleotides. Its product is annotated as olfactory receptor 5B3-like. Lineage: Eukaryota; Metazoa; Chordata; Mammalia; Rodentia; Cricetidae. The coding region runs from base 1 to 930 and encodes 309 amino acids. The record is from RefSeq and is a predicted model, not a curated record. The transcript has a single exon. Gene Ontology annotation, biological process: sensory perception of smell; G protein-coupled receptor signaling pathway. Gene Ontology annotation, molecular function: G protein-coupled receptor activity; odorant binding; olfactory receptor activity. Gene Ontology annotation, cellular component: membrane.